UCAUCUAAUCAUUUCUGCUCUCUCGGAGGAAAGAGGAAUUCGUUCCCUCGACGAGAUGCCUUCCAGCAAGAAGAAGCACCCGAAGGCGCAGUCGAGGCUCUCGAAUGGCGCCCCGUCGGCGACUCCUCAGAAGCCGUUUGCUGGUCCUCCUUCCGGUCCCGAAGCCGCCGCCGAGGAGGACAUCUUUGCUGUCAUCUCUGAAGCUUCCAGCCGGUUUCCUUAUCUGAUCGGCAAAUCAACCGUCGUAGCCCGAGUCACUGAUGUUGAGAGUGAGUCGACGGAGUCAUCGAAAGGUUGCAGAAUUUGGAUGUCGGAGCCUUCCAUGGUUUCUUCUUCUAUAGCUCCUGGUUCGAUCGUUUCGGUUUCUCUUCCUUCUUCCAGGAAUCAACUCUUGCGGAGCUGUCCCCUGAGCUCAUUUCCUGAUGAAUGUGCUCGAAACACCGGAGUCAAUGUUGGGGAUGAAGUGACAAAUGGACCGGGGAACUACUUUGCUCUUGCAACUGUGUUUCCUUCUAGUAAGGUUUUGAGCAAUGGAGUGAGGUUGUCCCUGAAUCUUUCACUCACUAUGGGAUGCCCUGCUUUUGGAAGAGAUGUUUUCAUAUUUCCUGUUCAAAGCCCAGGAUCUGUAUCUCUUCUUAAUGGGAUCGACAGGCUGCAUAAAUCUGAUCAUGGACACUUGUCAUUGCAAAACUGCAAGGAAUUGUGCUUAGAGCUAGCUUCGACGAAUGAAAUUACUGUGAGAAGUACCGUAUCAUCAUCCAUCAAAUCAUCUGGGAGAAAGGAUCACAGUCUCCCCAGCAAUGGCCAUCUUUCAUCUCCUAGGACGCCAGUGAGUGAAUCAAGGAUGACCUCUCCCCGCAGUCCACUGAGUUCACUGGUACACGAAGAGUCGGUUUCAAGUUUGCCCAGUCAAGUGGGUUCAGGGGUUGAUUCAGUUGAUAUUAUCGGGCUGUUGGAUGAUGAAAUAUCUAAGAAGCUUCUGCAAGUUCAGAUGACGUCCUUCUUGUAUUCCCGUAUUCUUCUUGAGGGGAACCUUGUUAUCUGCCCGAUAUUUUUGAAGCGUUUUAUUUUCCGGGUGAUUGCUAAACAAGUACCUGGCACUGGCAAUCAAUCGAGUCAAGAUGUAGCAGAUCAAAGAAGUCAUAGUUUAUUGCCUUAUAUGAGUGAGUCAUUGGACUAUACCGAUCUUGCAUCUGUUGUGACCAGUGAAACAAAGCUAUCUCUGUGUUUACCAGUGAAUAUGGCAUCUAAACCACCAGGAGAGACAGGGGGAUGUCAUCAAGAGAUUGAGUGUAAAUAUGACAAUGCUAAAGUUAGAGAUGAUAAUUUAAAACUUGGUGGUCUUUCAAAAGAGUACAACAUUCUGACGGAUAUAAUAGCAUCCUCAUGUGUGGAGAACACUAUGUCAAGUUUUGGGCUGCGAAAUACUAAAGGAGUACUUCUUCAUGGUCCGCCGGGCACUGGAAAAACUUCUUUGGCUCGACUUUGUGCCCACGAUGCGUGCAUAGAUUUCUUCUCUGUGAAUGGACCUGAAAUUAUCAGCCAGUAUUAUGGAGACAGUGAGCAAGCUCUAUGUGAAGUUUUUGAGUCUGCCACCCGUGCUGCACCUGCUGUGAUAUUCAUAGAUGAGUUGGAUUCUAUUGCCCCUGCUCGUAAAGAGGGAGGCGAAGAGCUUUCUCAGAGAAUGGUUGCCACAUUAUUGACAUUGAUGGAUGGCAUUAGUACUAGUGAUGGAGUUCUUGUCAUCUCUGCCACAAAUAGACCUGAUAGUGUUGAGCCAGCAUUACGAAGGCCUGGUCGAUUUGAUAGGGAAAUUGAAAUAGGUGUGCCCUCUCCAAAGCAAAGACUGGAGAUAUUGCUCUCAUAUCUCAACCAAAUGGAACAUGCUCUUUCACGUGCACAAAUCCAGCAACUGGCUGUAUCCACUCAUGGAUUUGUGGGUGCUGAUUUAGCAGCCCUCUGCAAUGAAGCUGCCUUGUCUUGUCUGAGACGUUAUGAUAAAUCAAAGAAGUCUCCUGAAGAUUCCUAUUGUAAACCAUUUGUGGAGUCCGUUAACUCUGAUGGUAUCAUGGAAGAUAAUACAUUGGACAUUGUCCAAUCAUCUCCUUCAAAUAGAAGAGUUGGAGAAUGUGAAGAUGGUAAUGAGGAUGCCAUUUGCCUUAGCACUGAGGACUUGGUGAAGGAAGAUUUUAUGUUAAGAAUAGCUUUUGAGGAUUUUGAGAAUGCCAGGAUGAAAGUGAGGCCUAGUGCUAUGCGAGAGGUGAUAAUUGAAGUUCCAAAAAUCAAAUGGGAAGAUAUUGGGGGUCAAAAAGAAGUCAAAAACCAGUUGAUGGAAGCAGUGGAAUGGCCUCAAAAACAUCAAGAUGCACUGAACCGCAUUGGGACGCGUCCACCAAGAGGAGUAUUAAUGUUUGGUCCUCCUGGUUGCAGCAAAACCUUAAUGGCUCGAGCAGUGGCUUCUGAAGCAGGAUUGAAUUUCCUCGCCGUGAAGGGGCCAGAACUCUUCAGCAAGUGGGUUGGAGAGUCUGAGAAGGCUGUCAGAUCUGUAUUCGCAAAGGCAAGGGCCAAUGCACCGUCGAUCAUUUUCUUCGAUGAAAUUGAUGGGCUUGGGGGUAUUCGAGGAAAGGAAAGUGAUGGAGUUUCAGUUUCUGAUCGAGUUAUGAGUCAGCUUCUCGUUGAAUUAGAUGGAUUGCAUCAAAGAGUUGGCGUGACUGUGAUUGGAGCUACAAAUCGACCAGACAAGAUUGAUUCUGCCCUUCUAAGACCAGGACGCUUUGAUCGACUGCUGUACGUAGGUCCCCCAAACCAGACUGAUCGUGAGGAAAUUUUCAGUAUCCAUCUUCGCAGAAUCCCUUGCAGCUCCGACGUCAGUGUUAAGGAGCUUGCUCAUCUUACUGAAGGCUUUACUGGGGCCGACAUAUCUCUCAUCUGCAGAGAGGCAGCAAUUGCAGCUCUUGAGGAGGAUCUCGAUGCUUCAGAAGUAACCAUGGAACAUCUAAGAACUGCAAUUAAGCAAGUUGAACCAUCUGAGGUUGAAUCCUACCAGGAGCUCUCGGCCAAGUUUCAGAGGCUUGUUCACUCCACCGCUAAAGGAGAUAGCUAGGGCCGGUAGUGAACAUGAUGCCUGUUGGGGCUGCAUCAUUAACUGCAAUCUAUUUAGUUGGCUUCAUUGGGAAGAUGAAUGGAUCAUAUUCGAGAAUGCCGUGCGGCGACAUCAGAAAGCAGAAAAAAGACAUUGUCACAAUGGUGGGUGGUCUCCUUCCUUCCAUUAGAACGGUAUGCUCUCAUCGCCUCAAUAUCAUGUUGAAGAAAAUCUAAUGGGGUUAGCCCGACCUCGAACAUGAUGUUUGAUCAUGGUUUUUGCUGACCCAUCUUUCUUGGGAGCUUCGCUCGUCCAUUUAGAUAGCUUUCCGCCGUGUACGAUACGACGAGAGUUUAGGUGGUUUAGUAUAGAGUGAUUCCUUUUAUUGAGCCCUGAGAAGGAAAACUCAGCAUGCUGACACAGUCCGUGUAUAUUUUGUUUCGGCCAUUUGAUCUGCUGAACAAUCAAUGCUAUUUGCCUGGAAAUUGCGAGGUUUGGGUCA
This is a messenger RNA of Punica granatum (pomegranate), 3584 nucleotides long. The record is from RefSeq and is a predicted model, not a curated record. NCBI's taxonomy places the organism in Eukaryota, Viridiplantae, Streptophyta, Magnoliopsida, Myrtales, Lythraceae.